Ogataea angusta is the source of this 828-nucleotide messenger RNA. RefSeq lists its product as uncharacterized. Gene Ontology annotation, cellular component: cytoplasm; nucleus. The coding region runs from base 1 to 828 and encodes 275 amino acids. The transcript has a single exon. Gene Ontology annotation, molecular function: ATP binding; UMP kinase activity. The record is from RefSeq and is a predicted model, not a curated record. Gene Ontology annotation, biological process: UDP biosynthetic process; CDP biosynthetic process; 'de novo' pyrimidine nucleobase biosynthetic process. Lineage: Eukaryota; Fungi; Ascomycota; Pichiomycetes; Pichiales; Pichiaceae.
AUGCUGAAACUGUUUGCACCUUCUAGGAGGAUAAUCGUGGGCCACAGAGCUCUGCGUGCGGUGCCCGCUCUGAAGGCGGGAGGUACGCGAUUCUACUCGUCGCAGCAGCAAACAUCCAAGCAUUUCUACCCGUUGUUGUUGCUUGGAGGGCUGGCCAUUGGUGUCACCUACUACAACCUCAACUCGACGAGCAAGCCGCCAAGGGCGUCCAUCGACCCGACCGGCCCGCUGUUCAGGGAAUCCGACAUCGACGUGAUAUUUGUGCUAGGCGGCCCUGGCUCCGGCAAGGGCACGCAGUGCGCCAAGCUGGUGAAGAAUUACGACUUUGUCCAUCUCUCGGCCGGCGACCUGUUGCGGGCCGAACAGGCCAACCCAAACUCCGAGUACGGCUCGCUGAUAGCACACUACAUCAAGGAGGGGCUGAUUGUGCCGCAGGAGAUCACGAUCAAUCUGCUGAAGAACGCGAUCGUGGAACAAUACUCGAAAAACAAGAAAACCAAGUUCCUGAUCGACGGGUUCCCCAGAAAAAUGGACCAGGCCGUUUCUUUCGAGGAUUUGAUAGUUAAGAGCAAGCUGACGCUGUACUUUGAGUGUCCGGAGGAAGUCAUGCUGCACAGAGUGCUCGAGAGAGGAAAGACGUCUGGAAGAGCAGACGACAACCUAGAGACCAUCAAGAAACGGUUCCGGACGUUUUUGGAGACCAGCAUGCCCGUGGUGGACUAUUUCGACAAACAGGGCCGCGUGGUCAAGGUCAGCUGCAAUCAGCCUGUGGAGGAGGUUUACAACAAGGUGGUGUCUGCGUUUGCAGAGAAGGGAGUUACCAAAUAG